CGCGUCUCUCCAUGACCGCUACAUCACCUCUAGCGUGUCACCACAUCAACCCAACGAUGCGCUCACAAUGGCGGCAAGCAUCAUUGCUCCUCCGCAAGACAAUACCACACAGAUAGUAGGGAAUGACAGUGACUAUGGCUCCGAUCUGGACGAAGCCGCCGUAGACUCCCUCUUCUCCCAAUCCGAGUCGCCGGGCAGCGUGAUAGCGAGCAUUGAAGCACCCACCAUCCUCGACGACCAUGGCGGCGACAGCAAGCCUGUCCUGCGCUUCUCGCGCCUGCACGACAACUUGGUGGCAGUCAUCGCUGGCCUCGGCAGUACACAGGAAGCGCUGCAGCGGUGGAAAGACGGCGAGCGUGGAGGGCCGGCAGUCGAGGUCGAGUACGACGAGGUCAACCGACACACUUUCUCCCCACCCCCCGAUGAGGAAGAACAGCGAAGACGUGAGCGCGAGCAGUCCGCUCCCUCAUUUGUGCGAGACGUAGACAAGAAUGACACCCGCACACCACUCCAACGCUUCCGCACCGCGCCCAAGAAGCCACUGUCCGUCACCGACAUCAUCUCCCCCGCAUGGUGCGAAUUACAGUACUUCUACAACCUCAGCCGCUACGGUCGCGUGCGGAGGACGACGGCCAUGAAGCAGGGUUCGAGCGUGCAUAAAGUAUUGGAGGAGGAAGUCCACACGGACGUGCCCGUAGAUGUGGUGACGAAGGAGGAUCGCUUCGCGCUGCGGAUAUGGAAUGUCAUAUCCGGUUUGCGAACGCUGAGGCAGACGGGCAGGACGAGGGAAUUGGAGGUUUGGGGUUUGUUGGAUGGGGAGGUGGUGAAUGGGGUUGUUGAUUUCGUUACUACGACGUGUCCGGAUGAGGAGGCGGAGGUGGAGUUGUCGCGGCAGAAGGGGGAGUCUGCUUCCGAACGUACUGGCGCACAAGGCGGCAAGAAGCAACAACCUCUCCCCUCCGACCAGCGCACAUUAACCGACUACCUCACCACCACCUCCCCGCACGCCUCCAUCCUCGAACAGUAUCACAACGGCAACAGCACCGGCAACGGCAACCCCUGGCUCGGCACGCUGCAAGAGAAAUCCCCAACCAUCUACCUCCUCGACGUCAAGACCCGCCAAUCCAGGACCUUACCACCAGAGGGCGGCAGUCAGCUGAGACCAACCCACUACCAACUCAUGCUCUACCACCGUCUCUUCACCGCCCUGGCCGGCAACCAAGUCCCCGCCGACCGGAUUUUCGAACGAUAUGCCGUAGAUCCGGAGAAGACGUUCAGUGAUGCUUUUCUGGCGCAGAUGAGUCAGCUUUCUGUCGGGUUGCAGGAGAACCACCCGACUGUCUUCGGGAAUGCCGAUGAGGCUGACCCGGGCGAUGGAUGGCAAGAUUCCACCGACACUCUGCUGGCGCACAACAACCUCUCCGCGCUUUGGAGUCUGAUGAUCGCCGAUUUCGCCCGCACAGUCUCCCGAACUUCAGCCUCAUCCACAACCUCGCCCUCUCACUCCGCCUCGAUAUCCCCCCUCCUAACAGCCGAAUUCCGCACCUCCUCCUCGGGCACUUUAUUGGGCCGACGCAGCUUCCUCUACAACGCCUCCCAACUCGACGCCUACGUCUCCGACGAACUGCGCUGGUGGCGCGGCGAGCGCGAGACGAAAGGUGUGGAGGUGGAGGAAGCGUAUAAAUGCCGCCUGUGCGAGUUCGCGGAGGGGUGUACGUGGCGGGCUACGAAGGUGGAGGAGGGGGUUCGGAGGGCGCGGUUGAGGAAGAAGAAGCGGAGGACGAGUGCCGUCUGACUUUAUUUACGCGAGAUAUGAUACCCCUGCUGCAACGAUACUAUUCGCGAUUCGGUGAUGAGAUACCAUUACCAAGGAUACGCUCUAACCUCUUCC
Baudoinia panamericana UAMH 10762 is the source of this 1891-nucleotide messenger RNA. RefSeq lists its product as uncharacterized. Gene Ontology annotation, biological process: interstrand cross-link repair. Lineage: Eukaryota; Fungi; Ascomycota; Dothideomycetes; Mycosphaerellales; Teratosphaeriaceae. Gene Ontology annotation, molecular function: single-stranded DNA 5'-3' DNA exonuclease activity. Gene Ontology annotation, cellular component: nucleus; mitochondrion. The record is from RefSeq and is a predicted model, not a curated record. The transcript has 2 exons. The coding region runs from base 68 to 1795 and encodes 575 amino acids.